UGGACCGGUACACGAUACUCGAUUUUCGGCGCGAAAGCACUCGUACGCUCCCUCAGUUUCGAAUCCCGAACGCCAAACGACGCGGUCAAUUUUCUUCGACUGACGAACAUCGAAUCGACUCGAUGAAGUGCCACGCUACCGUGUCCAUCCUCGUCCUCUCUGCUCUGAUCGGGGCGGUCGUUCAGGUAACAGCCGUGCCCGCUUCUCAGACGGGAACGAAUGCAUUACGCAGAGAUUUCUACGGGCCGGAGGUGUUAGAAGCGUUCCUCGUCGAUCAUGAUGCAAGAGCUCCGCGCGAUCAAGAACUAUUGGACGAUGACCAGCCGAGACGAAUCCGACCUUGGUCCAGCCAAAUUCGUCCCGGAUCGACGGUAUUCUCGGUCGACGAAGUGAACGAACUGUCUCCGAUUAGGUCGACCAGGCUUCUACUGGGCGACCGGACGCUGCUCGAGCAAUUCCCGAAACGUAACAUCGACGAGAUCGAUCGGACGGCUUUCGACAAUUUUUUCAAACGGAACUUAGGCGAGAUAGAUCGCGUUGGGUGGAACGGGUUUAUCAAGAAACUAUCGGAUCACCUGGCCGCUGGUAGAAUGGGCAUCCUCGAAAGGCGUGGCUGACGGACUCGAGAUCAGGGAAGAAACAAAAUCAUCAAUUUCACGUCCCAUCUUCCUUCCUCUCUCAAAAACCUUCUCUAUUUUAAUUUUCCUUAAAAAAUUUGAUUCUGAAAUAUCGAAAGUCGGGCAACUACGAAGAAGGGAACGAGAUAAAUUUUAUUUCCGGCUAUGAUUCGCGCUUCGAUUCUCCCGCAGGAGUCGGCGGUUGGUUGACUUCGUCCAGAAGACGGACUUCCGGUGUCGUGGCGAUUCGCCCACGACCGUCAACCGCUCUUCGCGUGGCCGCGUCUCGCGGGUUACACGCGGAGAAUUUCGUUAAAGGAUUUCGUGGACCGUCCCUCGCGCGUUCCCGCCUCGAAUCGUCCGGCCUCUCGACCUCCUGUUCCGGAUUCUCGGAUUUCCUCCUCUCGUACGCCGCCACGAUCUUCUCGACCUCCUCGCUCACGUUCAUCGGCGUCUCGACCCUCACGCUCUCCCUGUCGCGAUCCAUGCGCACCAGCUGACAAAAUUCGUGAGCUCGCUUCGAUUCCGCUAUACGAUCCUUCGCUCCAUACCGUAGAAAAUCUGUACGCUUACCUCGAUCACGUUUUCCUCGAGGUUAGCGAAUCUUUGUAACAUCGCAUCUAGCUUUGCGUUCCGCACGGUCAACCGUUCAGUGAUUCGCAGUUCUUUCCCUAUGUCUUCUUCGAUCUUCGAUCGAGUUCCGAGCGAUUCGCGGAAUUGAAAAUAUUUUAUCUGUAGCUAUUCUGUUUUACGUACCUCGUCCAUCCCUUUGGAGACUUGUUCGCUGAUAUAACCAAGGUUCUCGCGCGCCCGACGGACCUGCUGACACACACAGACAUAGACACGCCGUUCGCGUGAAUAUUUAAUGAAACCGAUCGUUCGUUAAUCGCGUAUACGUUACGAUCGUGGCGUAUUCCCUCAUCUCGGUAAUGAUCUUGCGUCUCAGUCUCGUCGCCGCUAGAAACUAAAUACCCAGCAUGUAUCUCUCUGUCGUCCCUUCCCGAAAAUUUGUCGCAACGAAAGAUAUGUAGCUUACGCGGUGGCACACGUAGAGCAAGAUCACCAUGUUGGCGAACAUCGGGAUCGAGCUACCGAGCAACUGUUGCACCAGAUGCAUCACUGCGUGAUCGUUACCGCGGUAUCGUUUAACGAAUGGCGAGCGCCGCGAAAAUCCCCUUCUUUCUCAUCAUCGUUGUUCAUCGACGCGACGAGAUGUCAGUCUAUCUGAAGUUGAUCGACAAAACAAAACCUGGUCGACUCUCGUUUCUUAUUAUUUACGCAUCGAUUCACGUCGGCAAACGUUCGUUUCUUCGAGUGGAGGUCGCUCAUUUAUUUAUUAUUAUUUACAGGUGAAAGAUUCUAUCUGUCCUUCCUCAAGCGCGACGAGCUCGGAGCUUUCUUUUUUCUGCUAAUUACCUACACGGGCUCAUCGAUUUUACAAUCUCGAUUCUUAUCACGGGUAACUCGUGUGACUUAUGGCUUGCGCGCAAUCCGAUUCUUUUAUUACGACCACCGCAUUUACUUUUUACGAUUUCUUAGUUCUUAUGCCAUUGAUGUGAUGUACCUAUUUAUCGAGAUACAAAUAAAACGAACAAACUGA
Ceratina calcarata is the source of this 2217-nucleotide messenger RNA. Its product is annotated as orcokinin peptides. Bases 123 to 617 code for a protein of 164 amino acids. The transcript is spliced from 4 exons. The record is from RefSeq and is a predicted model, not a curated record. NCBI's taxonomy places the organism in Eukaryota, Metazoa, Arthropoda, Insecta, Hymenoptera, Apidae.